Symbiodinium sp. CCMP2456 is the source of this 1386-nucleotide messenger RNA. The record is from the annotation of a GenBank genome assembly. NCBI's taxonomy places the organism in Eukaryota, Dinophyceae, Suessiales, Symbiodiniaceae.
AUGGAGAGAAGGUUAACGUGCAAGGCAAUGGCUGUGCUCUGUUGCAUCAGCCUCAUUGAUUGCAUAAACUUCACGAUGCUCAUUCCUUAUGUGGAUGAACUCGUGGCACAUGUGCUUGGGAGACCUCCUGGAGAUCCCGGCAUAUCUAUUUGGGUUUCCGUUUUGGUGGGAUCCUACGCGCUCUGCGAGGUUCUCUUCAGCCCCAUGUGGGGGAUGCUGGCCGAUAGGUUCGGCAGACGUCCAGUCUUGCUUGUUGGGCUUGCUGGAUCCGCAGCGGCUUCGCUGUUGAUGGGCCUUGCCGACAGCUAUCCGGCUGCUCUGGCUGCCCGGCUCUUGGAUGGUUUCUUCUGCGGCAACGAGUGCGUUGCAAACACUUACCUGGGCGAGCUAGUGGACAGCGAGAACGAGGCUCGAGCCUUCGGCAUCCUGGGCGUUGUCUUCUCAUUCGGCCUCUUCCUGGGUCCUGUUCUCGGUGGAGGUUUGGCACGCCCGGCAAGCUGGGAAUCGCAGGUUUUUGCGGGCACGCUCUUUGAGCGCCACCCUUUCCUCCUUGCGAACUUGCUCUUUGCCUGCUUGGUGGUAGCUGUGUUUCUUCUAGGCGCUGCCGCUUUAAAAGAGACCCGCGGGCAUGAGCCAGCUUCAGGCUUGCUGCGAAGCGACGAGGCAAUAGACGCGCAGAGACGCCAAGCUCUUCUUCCCCAGGGCCGAAGACUUUGGCAGCUCUUGAUUGCAAGCAGCCUUCUUUGCGGCUACAUCGCGGCUCGGUUAAACAGCUUCAUCCUCGUCUCCUCCCUGCCGAGGACGUUGCAUGGCCUUGGCAUAUCUUCGCAGGAAUUUGCAGGUGUUCAGGCCUGUGCUGCCUUCAUGUUGGCCCUUAACCAGACGACUUGCUAUGGCUGGCUGGUCAGAAAGGUCGGGAAUCACACUGGCUAUGCCGUAGGGUUGCUCUGGACGAUCGCCAUCACCUUGCCCAUGCCCUUCUACUACAUGGGUACUGACGCGAAUCCGUCCGAGGUGGUUCGUCUGCUUCCCAUCACAGGCUGGCAGGCGACGAGCCAGCUUGGAUUUGGGAUUGCCUUCCCUCUUUGUACGGUUCUCGUGAAUAAGGAGUGCACAGCCCGAAAUCGCGCGGUCGUCAACGGAUGGUGUGGCUCUCUGAAUGCCCUGGCACGUGGCUUGGGACCGGAGCUCGCCGGUGCCUUGGUACACCUGGGCUGCUCCCUAGAGACGCCGGAUCUUCGUCUCGGACGGUACCUCCCCUUCUAUGCCAAUCUGGUGCCUGCCGCCGUCAGUGCUAUUCUGGUCCUCCAUCAACGGCCUCGAAGCCGAGAUUCCGAUGGAAGCACAGCAUGUGAACUCGGGACACAACCAAAUGAGCUUUCAUAG